AAAGAAAUGUCUAUCAGGUUGAAUGACGAUGCCAUGCGGCAGUUCCGGGUGGCCAAGGUGUUCCAGGAGACGGACGAGCACAAGGUCUCGCUGGACUUCUCUCCGGACGGACGUCGCCUGCUGGCCUGCGACCACUCCGCCCUUUCGAUCUUCAGCAGCACUCGGCAGACGGAGCUCUGCCAGGUGCACAUGCACCACUACCUUCCCGAGGUGGCCUGCUUCACCCAGCGGGACACUCGCGCCCUGCACUCCACCUCAAAGUAUGACUUUGCCAUCCGUUGCCUGGACCUCGAGACGCGUCACUGUGUCCGCGUUUUCAGCGGUCACUCGCAGAGUGUCCAUCGCUUGGCCUCGCAGCCGGGAAACGAGAACGUAUUCGUCAGCGCGGGACGGGAUGAUCAGGUUUACGUGUGGGACUUUCGCUGCUCCACGCACACGCAUCACCUGAAGAAACUUCGGCAACCGCUGUGCGCCUUUGAUCCUGCCGGCUUGGUCCUGGCCACCAGUACGGAUACGGAACGCAUCGAGAUCCACGAUGUGCGGAUGUUGGGCGGGCAGCCGUGCCAGAAGUUCGUAUACCAGGUGAACGACAAGGCCAAGUGGACCCAGCUGCAGUUUGCGCCGAAUGGAAAGACGAUGCUCUUGAGCACGGAUCACUCCUGGUUGUUCAGCGUUUCGGCCUUCGAUGGCUCCUUUCAGCAGUCCUUUACGGGCUAUGGAAAUCACCUGAGGCAGCCUCUGGAUGCCACCUACACACCAGAUUCUCAGUUUAUUCUCUCAGGAGCGGAUGAGGGCAGGAUUCACAUUUGGCGCGCCAGCGAUGGUUAUCCCGUGGCCGUUCUCAAGGGCAACAAUGUGGGUCCUGUGCGCUGCCUGCGCUUCAAUCCGCGGGCCACGAUGUUUGUGAGCGCCGACUUGCUCAUCGCCUUCUGGAUGCCCAUGGCCAAUGGGGUUUACGAUUGGGUGGAGCGCUUGGCGCCGGGGGAAACAGUGUCCUUUAAGGACGAGGAGGAGGUUGAGAAGGAGGAGCAGCCCAAGGUCAUUCGCAUGCCCGAACCCAAAGUGGAUAUGGCGUUGAUAAGGAAGAGGUUGAAAAGGAAAUCAUCUACCAGCCAACUUCCCUUAGUGGAUCUCACCAAAAUACCCGAUAAAAAGAAGACUUUGGAAGAUGGUGAAAUAGAGGAUGAUUGAGAUUUGUAGAGAUCCAUAGAUUCUUACUGUAAAAUA
Messenger RNA from Drosophila takahashii, 1227 nucleotides. Its product is annotated as WD repeat-containing protein 82. Gene Ontology annotation, molecular function: chromatin binding; protein binding. Lineage: Eukaryota; Metazoa; Arthropoda; Insecta; Diptera; Drosophilidae. Gene Ontology annotation, cellular component: Set1C/COMPASS complex. The record is from RefSeq and is a predicted model, not a curated record.